AUGCAUGAUCGCGUUUUGUCACACUCUCAGCGAAUUCCCAAACGCACCACCAGCGGUAAUGCUCGUCGUCAACGUCAAGAUGGCCAAAGCCUAAAGCACAAGGUCGCAACCGUCCUCCGAGGCCGUCAGGCCGGAAAGAAGGUUGUAGUUAUCAAGCUGGCUGCUGCUGGCAUCGAGCGCUACCCAAGGGACGUAUUGGAAACCCCAGGCUUACGACUAGACGGCUACUACUACGCCGAACACGGUUACGGGGGGUUGUUUGGGAAUACGAACACGGGUCAGACGACGAACAGGGGUGUAUUCGGGGGUGGAGGAGGCGGGGGGCUGUUUGGGAAUACGGCGAAUCAUCAGCAGCAGCCUGCAACUAGUGGUGGUCUUUUUGGCGGUACCAUCACUACUCAAAGACUAGCUACUGGUGAUGGUUCUUUUACCACCAACGCGGGCGGCAAUUUCUUUGGCAGUACCACAAGCGCGCAACAGCCAGCUGCAGCCCACGCCAUCCAAAACUCCACCCGCCUCCUCCACGCAUCCGCAAAACAGACGCAGAUCGUGCAUAGAUUGUUGGCGUUCGUGCAGCAUUUACAGACGUUGAUUCCUUCGGUUAGGUCGUCUGCGAUUAGGCCCGAGGAGGAGGAGAUGAGGGGGACUUUGGAGGAGAUUGAGGAUAAGGUUAAGAAGGGACGGGUUAAAGGGAGGUUGAAUGAGCUUUGGGCUAUCUUUUCGGAACAGCAGGCGGGGCUAGCGCACCGUACCAAGAUUUUACAAAAGUGCCAGAGAGACUUAGCGGUUAUAAUUGGGACUGCGGCGCCUGGUGGUGGUGGUGGUGGUGCUGGUGAUGUAUAUGCUGAGUGUGCAUUCCCUCGUCCUUCGUCCGAGCGCGUGAGCUCAUCCGAAGUGGAGCAUUUUUCGUGCUCUCGAUCAAUUUAG
Molecule: messenger RNA, 927 nt
Organism: Laccaria bicolor S238N-H82
Lineage: Eukaryota; Fungi; Basidiomycota; Agaricomycetes; Agaricales; Hydnangiaceae
Exons: 7
Coding region: 1-927 (308 amino acids)
Source: RefSeq, a predicted model, not a curated record